AUGAGAGGCCCGCCUCCACCCCGCUCUGCCACCAAGACCCCUACUAGCAGCGGCCCAGUUAAACACAACACAAUUGGCUACGGUGCCUCUAGAUCUGGGGCGACCUCAAGAGCUGGUGCAACAUCCCCUUCAAAGCUUCCCGCCCGUGUCCCGCUGGGAAACAUGCCCCAUGGAAACAACUCCCCCGAGCGUCGUAUCCAACCUGGCGCUUACUCGUCUGGCACACUUAACGGAAAGAUGCCGCCCCCGCGCGGACCACCCCCACGGAUGCGUGCAUUAACGGUCGAGUCAAGGGAAGACCGCUUCAGCCACCUUAUGGAGCCACCUCGCUGCAACAGCGCUAUGUCCAGUGCCUAUGUGCGGCCUGUUAGCCCGGAAGACGUCUAUGAUGAUCGACAGCGAUCGUUCAUGAGCACUUCAGGAUUCUCGAACUCGCAAAGAUCCACCGGGUUCUCCCAUUCAUCUCACUCCUCACAGUCGUCACUGUCCCUGAACUCCGGCCAAGCCUUCCCCCGGCCCAACCCGUACCUGCAGCAUGCAGCUCCGCCCCCAGCUGCCCGUCAGGUCUCCAACUCCUCUACAGUCAACACUGCAACCUCUGGAUCUGAAAACUGGGAGACUUUCGAGGAUGGCUCCGAAUCAGAAGCCGAUCCCAGCGAAAUUUACUAUUCCAAACUCCGUGCUGCACAAGGAGGAAAGCGAUUUGCACCCGAAGAUGGAUCGGAUCUCACUGGCAAGAAGGCCAAGGGUAUUCGCAGUGUCAGUCCAGACGGUCCGCAUCCCGGGCAGGUCCUGCGCGUUGCUGGCAGUGACACCGAGUGGGCUGAUGACUACGAAACUUACUAG
Molecule: messenger RNA, 846 nt
Organism: Penicillium mononematosum
Lineage: Eukaryota; Fungi; Ascomycota; Eurotiomycetes; Eurotiales; Aspergillaceae
Exons: 1
Coding region: 1-846 (281 amino acids)
Source: RefSeq, a predicted model, not a curated record